Messenger RNA from Paecilomyces variotii, 1577 nucleotides. RefSeq lists its product as hypothetical. The record is from RefSeq and is a predicted model, not a curated record. Bases 292 to 1470 code for a protein of 392 amino acids. Lineage: Eukaryota; Fungi; Ascomycota; Eurotiomycetes; Eurotiales; Thermoascaceae. The transcript has 3 exons.
AGUCUCUCUUCUUUGUUCUUUUCUUUCACACUUCAUCAUACCGCACUUCUCUCUCUUCUUUCUUUCUUUCUCUUUUUUUCCUCAGUCAUAAGUUUCGCGAUAUUUCACACCGCAGAAGGAUUCUCUGGUUUCCUGACUCUUGCAACGUCGUCGGCUACCCAGCUUUACCUCGCUGUGUGUAGACCCUGCUGAGCUUCCUUCUGACCUAUCGUCUAGACCUCAUUCUUCUAACCUCAUUUAUAUCCCUUCUGUCAUUUUGUCAUCAUUUCCGACAUCAUCACGGCGAACAACAUGUCGGCCUUUGAGGAAUUUCAUCACGAAGAACGAGUGACGCUCAUCGAAAAUCUGGAUCGAGCCCUCUCCGGAAUGGCCAAGCUGAGCAGCGCAACCUGGGCAUGUCUCUGGCUUUCAGAUAUAGAAAAACUGCGAGGCUUCGUAACUCGUGCAGAGACAUGCCCCGAGGAUAUUCUUCAGCAGCUCGAGAAUCAUGAUGUUGAGCAUCUGAGGAAGUGGACGUCUCCUCGUGUUCCUGCCUCCACCGCAACCUCCACCACCACAGUUCCUCGAAAACGCACAGCGACAGAGAGUCCCACGCGGCUGCCUCGACCAGUUCAGUCGUCGGUCACAAACCAGCGCUCCGAGGCUGCGAAGAAUGCCUGUUCAGAGAGAGACAGGGGUGCUUGCAUUAUCGAAAAGGUGCAAGACCCCGUAGACAAAUGUCACAUUUUCCCCUUUGCCCUCGGAAAAGAACCGGAGGGAUCGACGCAAUUCCUCUUUUGGGCUAGGCUCAAAACCUAUUGGAGUGCUGCGAAGAUAGAAGCAUGGAAGAGACAAGUGACGGGCCGUGAUCGCACCGAACAUUGUGCAAAUUUGAUAUGUCUCUCUCCGUCGGCCCAUCGUUUAUGGGGCAAAGCAAGAUUCGCAUUGAAGCCUUUCGAACCUUCGGAGGACAAAAAAAAGAUGGACCUCCAGUUUUUUUGGAUGCCCACAUACCAAUAUGCCAAAAUCGCUCGGUUGACUACGCCCCCAUCGAUUCCCUCUGAUCUAAGACAUGGCAACUUGAACGCGAAACUGUGGAACGGCGAUCAAGACAAAUGUAUUUUGUCUGGAGACAUAAUUACAAUCACCACAGAGGACCCGGAGAACCACCCAUUGCCGUCGUUCGAGCUGUUACAAAUGCAAUGGGUCUUGAACAGAGUUGUUGCUAUCAGUGGCGCAGCAGAUGUGACUGACGACGAACUAGACGAUGAUGACGAUGCGUCAGGUGAUAUGUAUCCUCUUCUGGAGGAGACACUGUCGUCCCCCUCGAUGUCGGCUGUAUUUUCCCAACCAGCUUCUCGACAGCCGUCUCAAUCUCCGUCACGACAGCGCGGGACCAAAGAAAACCAAUCGCCUCAAAGGUCUUCUUCGAAGGUUAGAGAGUUGCACGACACUUCCUCCACUAGUCCUCGACGCCUUCCUCUUCGCUGAUUUCUUUUCCCCGGGAUCACUCACGGUUCUAUGAAGUUUAUUCCUGGUUCUUUUAGAAUGCUCAUUUUACACACUCACAGAUUUGUAUUAAGUAGCUUAUGAUAACA